This is a messenger RNA of Papilio machaon (common yellow swallowtail), 2452 nucleotides long. Its product is annotated as transmembrane protein 145. The transcript has 16 exons. Gene Ontology annotation, biological process: response to pheromone; G protein-coupled receptor signaling pathway. NCBI's taxonomy places the organism in Eukaryota, Metazoa, Arthropoda, Insecta, Lepidoptera, Papilionidae. The record is from RefSeq and is a predicted model, not a curated record. The coding region runs from base 1 to 2448 and encodes 815 amino acids.
AUGAUCGCGUCGUCUGGAAGAUGUUUGAUCCUGUAUGUAUUGGCGGGAGCGUUACUAAGCGGCGCGCGCGGGAAAUGGGUCGAAGGACAUGUUGAUACCAAAGAGAACUGGGCAUUCCUCUCUCGCUUUUGUUUCCUAUCCUUGGAGGGUCAGUUCGAGUAUUUAAUAGAGUUCGAGCGGGACAUGGGCAUGCCUAAUCUACUACUUUACUACGAUGAUGAAAGUCAAUGGCCUUCUGUUUAUCACAGCAGCAUGUCGUGCAAGGAACGCGAGGCCGUGCUAAACAAGAACGGACAGAACCAAAUCAUAAAAUUAUCUCACUGGUAUCCUGACACCGAAUAUUCUGGGUGUAUAGUUUCUAGAGCCAAUAAAGAAUUGCCAGCGGAGAAAAGCUCAUCAACAACUACAAAACCUACAACGAAAAAGAAUAUUCAAACUACCAAAAGUCAUAAACUUGAGCCGCCUCUCAACACUUCUUACUACGACCAAUUCCUUAAAGCGACUACACCUAACUCUAAAACCAGCACAGCUGAUGUGAACUCAUCAACUUGGUUCGAAUUGGUACCAACUGGCGCUAUCAAUCUAUCAACAGUAUGGCCCGAAGACGAAUGGGAGACAAUUAGUCCAAAUGAAAACGAUAGUCCUUCCGAAAGUUUGGAAGAUGUCGAGAUCUUGUUUGAUAACAGCAAUAGUAGCGGGCAUAAAAUAAAGCGUUCAACAGUGGAACUGUAUGAGCGGUAUAAACGACGGCGAUUGAGUUCACUGGGUGAGGGGGCGGGGGCAGGUGUAGGAACGGGGGCCGCGGGCAGAGAGCGUCUAGUCGUCUCCUGCCAUAAUUCUAGAAGGUUCCGUUCUGCGAGGGAACGCUGGUGGUUCAUUGCAAUCAGCAACUGCAACAGUCCUAAGGGCUUGGAUGUGAGAUACAAGUUUUUGAUGACCAACGGCCCCGAUGGAGACUUUUGGCAUCAACAUUUCUCCGCCGACGAGUUCUAUGUCCUACCUAUCCUCAUAGCGUACACAUUCGCGUACGUACUGCUAAUGGUGGCGGUGGUGAUGUGCAGCGUGGAGCUGCGGUCUCGUCACCUGCUGCACUCCACAUACAAGCUGUUCCUAGUGUCAGUGGUCAGUCAGCAUGCUGGUGUACUGGUGCAGACUCUGGCUGCUAUCAGAUAUGCUGUCUCCGGUGUGGUGUAUAUGACGGCUAGGACUACUGGUCAAUUCCUGUGCGGCAUGUCUGAGAUGACAUUCCUACUCCUGCUGGUUCUAAUGGCCAAAGGCUACACCAUCACACGUGGCCGUCUCAAGGUUGGCUUUACUGUCAAGCUGACUGUCUUCAUGUGCUGCUAUAUCGUCACAUAUAUCGUACUCUUUGUAUAUCAGGCUAAGAUGUUCGACCCUGGCGAGGUUCUCUACCUAUAUGAGAGUCCGGCUGGGUACGGGUUGAUCGUGCUGCGCGUCGCCGCCUGGGCCGCUUUCGCUUACGCCACAUUUUUCACUGUCAAGAAAUAUCCCGAAAAGAAUACAUUCUACUGCCCUUUCUUUAUAUGCGGUACGUUGUGGUUUUACGCGGGACCAUUGUUUAUAUUGACUGCGAAUUCAUACAUAGAUAAAUGGGUGCGAGAGAGCGUAGUAAUAGCUGUCCUACUGUUUAUUACCUUUACUGGACAUAUCAUGUUUUUGCUAUUGACGUUGCCUGUAUUUGCAAAUAAAAAUUUCCCGUAUCAUGUUAGAACGACUCAGAUAGGCAUUAUGGAGGUAACUGGGAACUCUUCUUUGGAUAGGUUUGGUGCUAAUGCUUAUCACCCUUCUAAUGGAGUACCACAGACUGUAAUUAUACCACUCACAAGACGAACAGAAGAAUUUAUAGGCAACAUGUACAGUCAAUACAUGGCUUCAGCACCGCCGUUGUCUUUGGAAAACGAAACACCAAAACUAAACGGAUAUUUGAAGCGGACCGAUUCUAAAAGAGUACAAAAUAGUCUCACAACUCAAGAUAGCACAGAAACGAAUACAUCCGAUGAUAUAACGCCGCAAAUGGUUAAUGAUAAACAAAUAUUCACAGUCGAAAAUCAAAUGGCAAAGAUCGAUGGCGAUGAAAAACAAGUUCCAAAUAUCGGUAUUGCAACUCGAAACGAUUUGCCCAAUGUUUUAAGACCUAGGAGAAAUAUAUUGGAACCGAUUAAGAAAGAAGAUGUACCUUCUUGGUCCUUGGCUAAAGGUCCCUGUGUUGUAGCAAUGCAAAGGAAAACAAAGAGUGUUGAUAAUGAAGACCGGCCAGAAUCACCUAGUGGCAGCUUACUUUUAACAAACGGUAAGAAAGUACCGCCCGUACGUAACGGACUGCGACAGACAUCCGGGGAAAUCUCUACAAUACAUGAAGGCCAUAUACAAAGUUAUCAGAACACUGUCAGCAAAGUAACACUAGAUCUAUUUAAUGCUAGUAAAUAAUUAA